Blumeria graminis f. sp. triticale is the source of this 240-nucleotide messenger RNA. NCBI's taxonomy places the organism in Eukaryota, Fungi, Ascomycota, Leotiomycetes, Helotiales, Erysiphaceae. The record is from the annotation of a GenBank genome assembly.
AUGAAGUUUAUUACUCUUGCAUCAUUGACAGCAGUUUUGAGCAUUAUUUUCCCUGGACUUGUUAUGAGUGAUUACACUUGUAAUGGCCGACGCAUUCCAACAUCCCUUCUACAGGAAAAAGUCAAUGUAGUCCAUUCAAGUUUAGUUGCAGAUGAUCCCAAUUUUGGUAGAAGAUAUCCACAAAACAAAAUUUUCAAUCAUACCUUCAUAUAUAUAGUUCCAGGAACAAUAAGUAGGUGA